AUGAAUAUCAAAGGGAGUUCGGAGUCGGAAACACCGAGGUUGAAAAGGUGUAAAACUGAACAAGUAUCCUGUUCUUAUAAUAAUGGUAUUUCUGGUUAUAUUAAGAAACGGAAGGUGAAUGAAGAUGAUGAGUUUCAGCUGUUUGAAAAUGUUGUUGCUGAUGGAAUUUCGUUUGCAUUUGAACAAUCCUUUGGUGAUAAUGGCAGAAUCCCAGCAUCUUGGCAUACUGAAAAUUUUUGUCAUGGUGAGGGCGAAUUGAAGAAUCAGAAUGAUCACAUGAUAGAAAAUCGUGUGGAGCUUUACUUUUCACCCCUCGUGAGAACUUCUCGUGGUCGUGUUCAGGUACUUCCCUCACGUUUUAGUGAUUCUGCUCUUCAUCCUUGGAUGAAAGAGGAUAUGGGUACAAGUUAUUUGGAAUUAUCAGAUAUCAAUGUAGGGAUUUUAAAUACUCAUAAGAAAAGAAAAUACAAUAAGAAAAGCUGCAAAAUUUUGGAUAAAGAGAAUAGUUUCAGCUACCCAAGUUCUAGGGUUGUUUCUAAGUUUGAAGAAGUAAAGAUUGAAAGGGGAUGGGAUGAAAUCGAUUGUUUGGGAUCAAGGAUCAGUAGUUCACUUACAUCAGUUUGUGAGCAGCUGAUAUCCAAUGAGCUUCAAAAUGCAUCAAAGAAGAGCUCAAUUGGGAAGCGUAAGGAUUUUUAUCGGCUUGAAGACUUCGUUUUAGGUGAUUUAGUUUGGGCUAAAUGUGGGAAGAGGUAUCCUGCCUGGCCGGCUAUUGUUAUUGACCCAAUGUUGGAAGCUCCUGAAAGUGUUCUGAACUCCUGUGUUGCUGGAGCUAUCUGUGUCAUGUUCUUUGGAUACUCUGCAAAAAGAAAAGAAAGGGAUUACGCAUGGGUGAAACAUGGAAUGCUCUUUCAUUUCAUGGACUAUGUUGAUAGGUUUCAGGGACAGACACAGCUGCACAAGAGCAAGCCUAGUGACUUUCGGAUGGCUAUAGAGGAGGCUUUUUUGGUAGAUAACGGAUUUAGUGAGAUGUCAAUGGAAGGAGUGCACACGCCUAAUGAUCAAUCAAUUUGUCUCCAGUCUUUUCCUAGAGGGAUCAAACGAACAAUUGAUUCAAAUAAGGAUCAGGAGUGUCAUUCUCACGACCAGGCUUUGCGCCAGAAGAAACACAUACUUCCUUGUGAUGGAUGUGGCUUGAGCUUACCAUUUAAAGAUACAAAGAAAAGGAAGGGUUCAAUAUCCAAGAGGCAGGUCUUAUUUAAGCAUUGUACUAAGUUACUAAAAUCAAAGCAAUAUUGUGGAGUUUGCAAGAGAAUCUGGCACCAUUCAGAUGGUGGGAAUUGGGUUUGCUGCGAUGGAUGUGAGGUUUGGGUCCAUGCAGAAUGUGAUAACAUUUCCAGUGACCUUUUCGAGAAUCUGGCGAAUACCGACUAUUACUGCCCGGAUUGCAAAACGAGAUUUAAUUUUGACUUAUCAUCUUUUAAAAACUCACAGCCAAACACUAGUGUUGUAUGUAAAUGUAGCUCAUGUGGAACGCAGAAGCAACAAUCACCUAGGGAGUGGGAGCAGCAUACAGGUUCCAAAAAUAAAAAUUGCAAGUCUACUAUAAUAGUGAAAGGAUCAACAAUACCACUAGAACAAUGGAUACUGCAGGUUUCAAAAUGUCUUGAACACGGUCUUGUUUCAACAAAAACUCCAAAGACACCUUCCUUGGAGCCAAAGCAACAAAAAUUGAUUGAUUUUUUUCAAGAGAAGUAUGAGCCAGUUGUUGCUAAGUGGACAACGGAACGAUGUGCUGUUUGUAGAGGGGUUGAAGAUUGGGAGGACAAUAAGAUAAUUAUCUGCAUCAGAUGUCAAAUAGCAGUCCAUCAAGAGUGCUAUGGGGCAAAACAUGUUCAGGAUUUUACGUCCUGGGUUUGCAGAGCAUGUGAGACACCUGAUGUCCAGAGGGAGUGUUGUCUUUGUCCUGUAAAAGGUGGUGCUUUGAAGCCAUGUGAGGUGAAUCCAUUGUGGGUUCAUGUUACUUGUGCUUGGUUCCAACCUGAAGUAUCUUUCUCAAGUGAUGAGACAAUGGAGCCAGCUGUUGGAAUCUUCAGCAUUCCAUCAAGUUCCUUUGGGAAGGUUUGUGUGAUCUGUAAUCAAGCACAUGGUUCGUGUCAACAGUGUUUCAAGUGUUCUACUUGUUAUCAUGCGAUGUGUGCAUCACGAGCGGGGUAUCAAAUGGAGUUCCACUGCUCGGAGAAAAACGGGAGACAAAUUACGAAGAUGGUCUCAUAUUGUGCUUUCCACAGAACCCCAAACCCAGAUAAUGUUUUAGCUGUAAAGAAUUCCGCAGGGAUUAUAUCUACAAAAGGAAUGCUCCAAGAUAAGAAUCGAACUGGUGCAAGACUUACUUCAUCUAGCAGAACCGUACUUUCUGAGGAUUUACAUAUAGAAAGUGAUCAUUAUAACUCGUUGUCUGCGGCGAGAUGCCGUAUCUAUAAACAACAGCACAAAAGGAGAAGUAUGGGAGAUGGAGCGAUACCCCACAUAGUAAUGGGGCUUCACCAUCAUCCAUUGCCCAUGAUCGAAUGCUUAAACACAUUCAGGGAAGAAAAGCUUUUAAAAUCAUUUACUACAUUCAAGGAGCGCCUUUAUGACUUGCAGAAAACUGAAAAGGAGAGGGUUUGCUUUGGGAGAUCUGGCGUACAUGGAUGGGGACUCUUUGCACGCAAAGAAAUUCACGAAGGAGAAAUGGUUCUUGAAUAUCGUGGUGAACAAGUCAGAGGAAAAGUUGCAGAUCUAAGGGAGGUCCGCUACAAGAAGGAAGGCAAAGACUGCUAUUUGUUUAAGAUAAGUGAAGAGGUAGUAGUUGAUGCCACCUAUAAAGGGAAUAUGGCACGCUUAAUAAAUCACUCGUGCAUGCCAAAUUGCUACGCAAGAAUCAUGAGUGUAGGUGGUGAAGAAAACCGGAUUGUACUCAUUGCCAAGAUGAAUUUGUCUGUUGGUGACGAGCUAACGUAUGACUAUAUGUUUGAUACUGACGAGUCUGAUGACUUUAAAGUUCCCUGCUACUGCAAAGCGGCAAACUGCCGGAAGUUCAUGAAUUAGGCUAUUCAGUUAUAUAAUAAGAGGUGCCAGUCUUUCUCCGUUUUGGAGCCUAGGUCACAGUCAUCGCAGUUUUUGAUAACCCACUUGUUGUAUAGCUUCUUUGAUUUAUACAUCUUUCUUAUGAUCCUAGUUGACAACAAUCACUCUUAUCUCUAGAUUUAGAGGUAGUGUGCUCAGCUAGUCACUCAUCACGAUAUGUUUCAUACAUAUACAUAAUUUCAAAAUUCGAAAUACAAAGCUUCAGAAAAAUAUUACUCCA
Messenger RNA from Papaver somniferum (opium poppy), 3346 nucleotides. RefSeq names its product histone-lysine N-methyltransferase ATX4-like. The record is from RefSeq and is a predicted model, not a curated record. Lineage: Eukaryota; Viridiplantae; Streptophyta; Magnoliopsida; Ranunculales; Papaveraceae. Gene Ontology annotation, molecular function: protein binding. The transcript is spliced from 23 exons. Gene Ontology annotation, biological process: regulation of transcription by RNA polymerase II. Bases 1 to 3087 code for a protein of 1028 amino acids.